UAAACGGAGAUACCUCCGAUGCAAAACUCGUCCUUACUACCCUGCCCCAAUGUUAUGUUUCAAGUGCUACACUUUCGGACAUACAAAACUGCGAUGCCAACAACUAACUUCUACUUGUGGUCACUGUGCCCAGAAACACGCUAUUGUGGAAAACUCCCCUUGUACUGCAACCGCUCUCUGCCCCAGAUGCUUAACAAACCUUCACUCAACCUCUAGUCGCAAUUGCCCGGUAUAUCAACAAGAAGACGCCAUUCAGCGGAUUCGGGUGGACAAGGGAAUCUCGUACCCCGCAGCGAGAAGGAUCUUUGAAACGGCCACUGGCAACAAAUCCUUUGCCGGUGUGACCAAAGAUAGUAAAGAUAAGACGACUCAAACUCUGGAAUCGAGGCUGGAACAAGUAAUCAAGAAACUUGUUAGUAAGGACAGGAAAAUUAACGCUCUCGAAGAAACACUAAAGACCAGCCCAGAGGCUAAUGACUCUGAUGUACAAACAUUAGUCGAAUUCAGGCUGGCUAUCACCGAGCUCCACGAAGAACUGCAACGUAAAGACGAGAGAAUCAAAAGCUUGGAAAACACCCUUACAGGACAAGCAACUCAAAAAAGAUGUGGCUUCUAAAGACUAGGAGAUUACUACCCUUCGUGCCAACCAAACCCAGAACUCCAUACCAACACCAGACGAACUACUGUCAGCUAACACAACAAAACCAACCGAAGAUCUAAUAUCCAAUGUAACCAAUACCUCCCAAUCAAAAGCCAAGCAUCAGAAGAACACCGGAACUAAGAAAAAAACCACUUCACAGAAGAAUACUAAACCAAAAAGAAGAAAAGGAACUGACUCACCAAUCAUUUUUUCGGACUUCGAAGAAACUCCGAGCCUGAAUGGUAACAUGCUCUCGGGUACUACCGAUAAUCUAGACCUAGCGAUAUCAUCGGGCGACGAACCAAUUAAUCGAAUAGAUUCGUUGGAACUCCAAUAAAACCUGUUCAU
Messenger RNA from Wyeomyia smithii (pitcher-plant mosquito), 988 nucleotides. RefSeq lists its product as uncharacterized. The coding region runs from base 50 to 616 and encodes 188 amino acids. The transcript has 2 exons. The record is from RefSeq and is a predicted model, not a curated record. NCBI's taxonomy places the organism in Eukaryota, Metazoa, Arthropoda, Insecta, Diptera, Culicidae.